AUGGCUGCGCCCACUGAAACGAAAACGACAGUUGUAAAAGCUAAUGUAAACAGGAAGAUUAUCAAAGGAAAUGUUUCAAGACGUGCUGCACAUCAAAUACCAGAUGAUAUCCUGAAUAAUGUCAAGCUACAAGAAGCUGUCAAGCAGCUGCCAAAUAACUACAAUUUUGAGAUAUUUAAAACAGUAUGGAGAAUAAGGACGACAAAAGCCAAGAGAGUGGCUCUCCAGUUUCCUGAGGGAUUGUUACUGUUUGCUUGUACAAUUGCUGACAUCAUUGAGGAGUUUACAGAGGCAGACAGCCUUAUUAUGGGUGAUGUGACUUAUGGAGCAUGCUGUGUUGAUGAUUUCACUGCUAGGGCCUUGGGAGCAGAUCUUAUGAUUCACUAUGGACACAGUUGUCUAGUUCCGAUAGACAAGACUGAAGGAAUACAGAUGCUAUACGUGUUUGUCGACAUCAAGAUUGACACAGCUCACUUCCUGGAAACAAUACAUCACAACUUUUCACCUGGUUCCCAUCUGGCCUUUGUCAGCACCAUUCAGUUUGUGGCAGCUUUACAGGUAUAA
Messenger RNA from Ylistrum balloti, 564 nucleotides. Its product is annotated as 2-(3-amino-3-carboxypropyl)histidine synthase subunit 1-like. The transcript is spliced from 6 exons. NCBI's taxonomy places the organism in Eukaryota, Metazoa, Mollusca, Bivalvia, Pectinida, Pectinidae. Bases 1 to 564 code for a protein of 187 amino acids. The record is from RefSeq and is a predicted model, not a curated record. Gene Ontology annotation, biological process: protein histidyl modification to diphthamide. Gene Ontology annotation, molecular function: 2-(3-amino-3-carboxypropyl)histidine synthase activity.